GCAUGAAAAGAAAUUGUUUUAACUGAAUAUAGGGACAAAUUUGUUUACUGGAAUGAGGAAAAACAACCUAAUUCUAAUGGAAUCUGUGCUGAAAUAUGAAAUCUGUGCUGAAAAACCGAAAUCUGGAAGCAUGUGCAGAGAAAAUCAAAGUAUGAAAAGUUGCUGAUUUUUUUAGUAGGGCUGGCCGUCCCUUCCUUCUGUGCUGAAGUUCCCUUUUUGUUCCUCUUUGUGCCGGCAGUUACUCAAUCCUAGGUAGUUUGUUGGAGUAGUGGGACACCUCACCCUUUGACCUAGUCUAAACCCCUUUUAGAUUUUGCCACCUGGACUUUAUCAGAUAAAAUCUCCUUUUUAAAUGUGAUCCUCCCCUAUCUUGCCAACUGCCAUUAUCUCUUUCUGUUUCAAAAGAUAAUUACUCAACAUUAUCUUUAUCUCUCUUAUCUUGCCAACUCACGUGCUGAUCUGUCAUGGGGCCCAGGAUCCGAAUCUGACAUGGCUCAAAACUCCUCCAGCCAAUAAAAAUUUUACACGUGGCAUUAAUCUAAAAUUUUGUAAUUUAUGGUGAAACCUGAUUGGAGUAAAUGGGUUGGAUCUUUCGAAGCUUGGCCAGCUUGGAGGAAAUCAGAAUGGGUUGACUGGAUAAAUCGCCUGGAACUUGCUUUUGGCCAGAUUUGGAAAGAUGUGGGUUUGUUUGAAUUCAUACAACUAUCCAAAUGCAAAUUCACCAUGGAUAAGCCAAUCAUGGGUUCGGCUUUGUUGUUUUGGUCUGGCUCUUUUAAUUGCUUUCGUUUUCCUUGUGGAGCCAUGUCUGUGAGCCUCUUUGAUAUUAGUUCGUUAACUGGAUUGCCUUGCAUAGGAGAAGAGAUUUCAGCAUUAUUAACUUUGCCACCCGGUGUGGAGUACAACACAGAUUUGAAGCCCUCUUAUCCAGCUUUUGUAAGAUCUGCCUAUGACAAAAGUAAGCCUGUCAAUGCUGAAGAGUACAUUUCAUUUCUGCUUACUUUAAUAUGCAAAUAUAUGGUGUUUUCUGCUGGUAAGAGCCCAACUAAAGAAUUUAUCCCAUUAGCUGCUGCUUUAGCACAUGCACUUGCUCCUAUUUCAUCUACUGUACCAGCUCGAAAUUUGCUUACUUACGGCUUUAUGUUUAAAAAUGCCAUGGAGAACAAGAGAAGUUUUGAGGAGUGCUUCAAAUUUUUUGCUUCUCUUUCUGUUGACAGAUUUGAUGCAGAUUUUGCUGUGUUUCUAAGCAGAUCUCACGACCCUUCAUGUUUGAAUACUCUUAACUCCAGAUGUGGCGUGGAGCUCUAUGCACCGAACCAAUUUUGUUGGCAGCUUGGAAACUACCAAGACAUACCAUUCCCGCCACUGUUCUCCUUCAACCACAGCUAUCCUCUUCGAUUUAUGAUUGGGGAAUCAAACAUUUUGACCGCCAAGCUUGCCGAAAUCACAAAAACUUUGCAAACAAUGAUCUUGCCAGAUCCUCCAUUCCGACUGAGUUGUACUCCUUCCUACAGAAAUUGGUGGCAAGACUAUUUCCAUCCUCGGUUCCUAGGAGUUUUGGACAAUAUUUCCGUUCUGGCUCCUCGACCAGUCACCAAAAAAUUUGAAGAAAAGAAAGUUGCAGAGAAAAGUGGGGACCUGGAAUCUGCCAUGGUUGCCCAAAUCAGUAAGCCAGAUCUGCCAAGGAGAGCUCCUAAAACUCAUGUCAAAAGGAAAAUUGCUACUCCUGCAGAUUCCACGGAGGAGAAUACUCCCUCCAAGCAGCGAAGAACCGGAAGGAUCAAGAGGCCAGCAAUGAAACCAUCUGCAACCAAGAAACUCAUCAAGUUUGCCUCUCCACCAGAGUCCACUUCUGCCUCGGAUAAAACAGAAGAUGUUUCUCUUGAAUCUGUUGCCACAACAGAUCCUGUUGAAGAUAUAUCUGCUGGGAGUGGCGAAAGCAAUUCUGGCUCCUCUCGUACAAAAUCUGGCGAUGGUCCUUCACCAACCACAAAGGUUAGGGGUUCUAGAUUCUUUUCAUGCAUAGCGAACAAAAGCUUUAAAACAGUUAGACCGAAUGAACUUAUUGAUCUAAGCCCAGACAAAGAGAAUACCCCUACACUUGUAGCCUCUCCUGUUAGGCAGGUUGAUGUUGAUGACAUUGAGAGUGUUGUUGCUGAUGUGUCCAUGAUUGAUGAUAAUUUGGAGAAUGAACUUCUUGCCCAGCUGGACAUGUUGAUGGAUCCUCUGGCUAAAUCUGGAUCUGCCGCAGAUAGCAAAGGGAAGGCUGUUGCUGAAGAAGCGAAUCCAGAUAUCGAUCUCCUUACCCAAGAGCAGAUUAGCUUUGCUAUUAUGACCCUACAAGAGCUCCUUGAUGGUGAUCCUUCUCUUUUUUGCAAAGUGCCAGACCAACCGGCCGCCUUUGAAGCAGCUCAAAUCCUUACGGAUAACAUUGCCGCUGUCUUUAAGAAGAAGGAAGAAUUCUUGGCAGCAAAGGUGGCUCAUGUCACACAAGUUAAACAUCUUCAAGAGCUUAAAGAAGAAAUUUCUAACCUUGAAGCCAAGCUUUCAGAGUUGAGAAACCAAGUUCCUCUUGCGGAGCAAACUGAGAAGAGUUUGGCAGAACAAAGAAACAAGCUCCGCACAGACAUGGAAGUUGGUUUGAAAUCUACUGCCAAGAUUAAGGAUCAGUUGCCUUCUUUCACAGCUUCUGCAGAUGAAGCUGCUGAAGAAAUCAAGAACAUGAGAAAAGAAUGGAGUUGAAAUUUGAUAUGGCCAAAAUCUGGCUGCUUUAGAUUCUGCAGUUGUUCACAGCUAGAUUUGGCCUACUUGUAGAUUCGGCUCAGCACUUUUAUUGAAUUGAAAAAUGCUUAAAACAAUGAAAUAAAAUACUAUACAAAUC
Messenger RNA from Rubroshorea leprosula, 2878 nucleotides. Lineage: Eukaryota; Viridiplantae; Streptophyta; Magnoliopsida; Malvales; Dipterocarpaceae. The record is from the annotation of a GenBank genome assembly.